This is a messenger RNA of Molossus molossus (Pallas's mastiff bat), 2531 nucleotides long. It is a transcript of the gene OASL, whose product is annotated as 2'-5'-oligoadenylate synthetase like. The record is from RefSeq and is a predicted model, not a curated record. Gene Ontology annotation, cellular component: membrane; cytosol; nucleoplasm. Gene Ontology annotation, molecular function: double-stranded RNA binding; nucleotidyltransferase activity; protein binding. The transcript is spliced from 6 exons. Bases 37 to 1584 code for a protein of 515 amino acids. Gene Ontology annotation, biological process: negative regulation of viral genome replication; defense response to virus; regulation of ribonuclease activity. Lineage: Eukaryota; Metazoa; Chordata; Mammalia; Chiroptera; Molossidae.
AUAUAUCUGACUAGCAGUGGUACUCUCGAGACAGAGAUGGCACUGUUCCCGGAGCUGUAUGGCACCCCUGCCUCCAGACUGGACUCCUUCGUGGCUCAGUGGCUGCAGCCCAGCCGGGAGUGGAAGGAAGAGGUGCUGGAGGCUGUGCGGACCGUGGAGCAGUUCCUGAGGGAAGAGACCUUCCAGGGGGAGCGUGGGCUAGACCAGGAGAUUCGGGUGCUGAAGACAGUGAAGGUGGGCAGCUUUGGGAAUGGCACAGUGCUCAGGAGCAACACCGAGGUGGAGCUGGUGGUGUUUCUGAGCUGUUUCCGCAGCUUCCAGGAGGAGGCCAAGCACCACCAAGCUGUUCUGAGACUGAUACAGAAAAAGCUGUGGACUAGCCCGGACCUGCUGGCCCUCGGACUCGAAGUCUUGGGGGUGUUCCAGGGAGUCCCCGAUGCUCUUGUCUUCACCAUCCAGACCAGAGAGACUGCGGAGCCCAUCACUGUCACCAUCGUGCCUGCCUUCAGGGUCCUGGGGCCUUCUGUUCCCAACUCCCAGCUGCACCCCGGGGUCUACGUGAGUCUGAUUGGAGCCAACGGUUUCGCCGGAAAUUUCUCUCCUUCCUUCUGCGAACUGCAGAGAAACUUCGUGAAACAUCGGCCAACCAAGCUGAAGAACCUCCUGCGGCUGGUGAAACACUGGUACCUGCAGUAUGUGAAAGCCAGGUGCCCCAAAGCCAUGCUGCCCCCUCUCUACGCUCUCGAGCUACUGACCAUCUAUGCCUGGGAAAUGGGUACACAGGAGAAUGAGAGUUUCAGGUUGGAUGAAGGCCUCACCACUGUGAUGGAACUACUCCAAGAGUAUGAAUCCCUUUGUAUCUAUUGGACCAGGCACUACACAUUCGAGAACCCAGUCAUUGAAGAUGCUGUCAGAAAACAGCUCCAAAGAGAGAGGCCCAUCAUCCUGGAUCCGGCUGACCCCACCCACAACGUGGCGGAAGGGUACAGAUGGGACAUAGUGGCUCAGAGGGCCUGCCAGUGCCUGAAGCAGGACUGUUGCUAUGACAGCAAGAACAACCCAGUCCCCAGCUGGAAUGUGAAGAGGGCACGAGACAUCCAGGUGACUGUGGAGCAGUGGGGUUACCCAGAUUUGAUCCUCAUCGUGAACCCUUAUGAGCCCAUAAGGAAGGUUAAAGAGAAGAUCCGGCGGAGGCAGGGCUGCUCUGGUCUGCAGCGUCUGUCCUUUCAGACGCCCAGCGGUGAGCGCAAGCUCCUCAGCAGCCGCAGCUCCCUGGCCGAUUACGGGAUCUUUUGCAACACUCAAAUCUGUCUGCUGGAGACCACCUCCCCCGAGAUCCAGGUCUUUGUGAAGAAUCCAGAUGGUGGGAGCCACGCCUAUGCCAUUGACCCCAACAGCUUCAUCCUGGGCCUGAAGCACCAGAUAGAAGACAAGCAGGGGCUGCUCAGAAAGCAGCAACAGCUGCAGUUCCGAGGCCAGGUCCUGCAGGAUUGGUCGUCUUUUAGGAGCUAUGGUAUUGAGGACAGCGACACCCUCAUCCUCUCCAAGAAGAAAGACACGGAUUUUCUAUUUCUACCCAGCUAGUUUCCUCUGGGAAACUUGUCUGUGUGGUUCUGCAAUCUGAUCCAGGACUCGUCCUAUCAAUCAUUCACUCCAGCUCUCGGCUGUGUGUGGGGGGUUCCCCAUGUCUUUAUCAGCUUUGUAAAGAAUUCCUAGCCCUCCCUCCAGUGGAGGAAUGAGGAGGGAUGUGAGAUAUUAAAUACAAAUGACCAGACCAUAUAUAACAAUAGAAUUCUGACCCACAAUCUCUGCAGCCACCACUUUGGGAAGCCAGUCCACAACCCGUGCAGCAAUCAACACAGAAUUGUCAGGACUUGGUCAAUAACUGCCAAGCUUCCUUAAUCUCACCCCUAAACCCCCACCUUCCCACCUUCCAUCUCAGGCCCAAACAGAGAAAACCAAAUAAGCUCUAACAAUCACAUAGGAUGAUGUCCUACCUCUAGAUAGUCUGCCUCCAGUUUCUCCUUGCCACCAACCUCAAUCAGGACACACCUAAGGCCUUCUCUCUUUUCAUCUAUAAAACGUUCCCUUUGCCUGUUUUCCCACAGAUUAUACUCUGAGUAGAAGCAAGGUAUGAGUAUAUUAGAGGACAUAUAGAUUCUUGAGUCUCACCUCUCAAAAUAUUCUGAUUCUGUUCAUUUUUGGUUACACCCAACAAUCUGCAUUCUAACAGGUUUUCUAAAUUGUUUCUGAUUCUCAGAUAGAUUUUGGAAUUCCUGGAAUAAAUGAAUGAUGUUGAAACUACAUUGAAUCAAACCCUGGGAAUUAAUCCUGGUUCUGUCACUGACCUCUGUGUGACCUUAGGCAAUUUUCUCCCUUCUGUAUGUUUCCUUUUCCUCAUCAAUUAAAGGAUGAAGUUGCCCUGGCUGGUUUGGCUCAGCAGUUAUAGUGUUGGCCAGCAGACCAAGAGACACAGUUCAAUCCUGGUCAAGCACUGACACCGGUUGCAAUUGGGAGGGGCCCUGGUCGGU